Molecule: messenger RNA, 1113 nt
Organism: Aspergillus niger
Lineage: Eukaryota; Fungi; Ascomycota; Eurotiomycetes; Eurotiales; Aspergillaceae
Exons: 1
Coding region: 1-1113 (370 amino acids)
Molecular function (GO): oxidoreductase activity, acting on NAD(P)H
Source: RefSeq, a predicted model, not a curated record
AUGGCCACCCAUCUCGCCGCCCUUCUCCCCUCUAAAUCCUCCCCCUUCACUCUAACAACCCGCCCGACCCCCACCCCAGGCCCCAACGAACUCCUCAUCGCCGUCAAAUCUAUCGCUUUAAAUCCAGCAGACACCAUCAUGCGCGACACGGGCCUCUUCAUCCCCUCCUAUCCAACAGUUCUUGGCUUCGACCUGUCCGGUCUAGUUCUCGAAGUCGGCACCAACGUCCCCAUCCAUUUCCGUACAGGAAUAACCCGCGUCGCCGCCUACUCUGCUUCCGUCUGGAAGGCCUGCGAUCCGGACUAUGGUGCUUUUCAGGAACGAUGUCUUGUUCCGUGGCAGCAUGUUAUGCCUCUUCCGGAUGAGGGUGUGAUGUCGUGGAACGAGGCGGCUACGUUGCCUGUUGCUGUUCAAGUAGCGCUUAAUGCGUGGGAGAGUGUGGGGGUUAUGUUGCGGGCGGGAGAUACUCAAAAUAAUGAUAAGACUAAGAGUCAGAACGUGAAGAAAAGAGAGGUGUUAUUGGUCUGGGGUGCAUCAUCUAGCGUUGGUUCGAUGGGUGUGCAAGUUGCCCGAGUGCUUCGGGAUCAACCUGGUUCUUCAUUCGCUGCUGUGUAUGCGACUGCUGGGACGGCGAAUCAUGAGUAUAUACAAUCACUGGGUGCGGAUCGGGUGUUUGAUUACGGAGACCCGAGUGUUGUGGAUGAGAUUGUUGAGGCGGCUAGGAAGGAUGGAAGUGUGAUUCGGUAUUGUUUUCUUGCGGUGGGAGAUGUACGGAUGUGUCAGGGUGUGCUGGGGGCUUUUGUGGGGUUUGAUGGUGAUGAAAAAGUGAAGGGGAAGAUUGCGUCGGCGCCAGUCAUUCCCGCGGAUAUGAAGGGGGCGGAUGGGGUUGAAGUCAUCUUUGUGGUGCCAUCGAUGGAUGAUGAGGGGAAGAGGUUGGAUCAGUUUCGGUAUUGGUUGGAGACGUGGGCAAGGGAGAAUAUUGCUAAGGGGAAGAUCAGACCGAGUCCGGAGCUGAGGGUUGUUGGGAGGGGCUUACAGGCUCUUAAUGAUGGCUUGGAUGAGUUGGGUCGGGGAGUGAGUUGCACGAAGUUGGUUGUUGAAAUUGCGGAGUGA